AGCGUUGGAGCUGUCAAGAUGGCUGUCCUGGGCUCUUGUUAAAAGACUGAGAUGAUUUCAUCCGUGAGACACUGGCAGAUCACUAGCAACUCAUUUCGUCGCGGCGGCGGUAGAAGUAUUUCAUAUACACAGAGAUCUGCAGAUGGGUCAGGUUCUGUGGAGGGUGGUGAGGAACCAGCAGCUGCAGCAGCAGUACAGUGAACAGUGCUUCCUCCAGCAGGAGAGAGAGCAGGGCCGAAGGAUGGGUCCCCCACUGUCUGAACCGCUGCAGCAGCGCCGUACGCCACAGUGCCAGGUCGCCGGCUCCGACAUCAGUCACCUGCUGCGCGUCCGCAGGGGCAAAGGGGAGCAGGGCUUCAUCGAUCUUGAGAUGCUGCCGCCCGAACUCAGCAUCACCAUCCUCUCCUACCUGAAUGCUACCGACCUGUGCCUGGCCUCCUGUGUGUGGCAGGACUUGGGCAAUGAUGAGUACCUGUGGCAGGGCCUGUGCAAGUCCACUUGGGGUCACUGUUCCAUAUACAAUCGAAGGCUUCCAUAUGGAUUUUCCUAUAGAAAGCUCUAUAUGGAAUUAGAUGAAGGAAGUUUAACCUUCAACGCCAACCCGCAAGAGGGUAUCAGUUACUUCAUGUUCAGAGGUAUUCUUUUGGACCACCCGAAGGAAAUUGCCAAGUUUAUAUUCUAUACCAGAAUGCUCAACUGGAAGAUGCUGCGGAAUUAUCUUGAUGAACGGCGAGAUGUCCUGGAUGAGUUGGUCACACUUCAUAAUUUUAGUAACCAGUUCCUCCCUAAUGCACUGAGGGACUUCUUCAGACACAUUCAUGCCCCGGAGGAGCGGGGCGAGUACCUGGAGACCCUCAUCACUAAGUUUUCUCAUCGUUUCUGUGCCUGCAACCCCACUUUGGUCCGGGAAGUGGGCUUAAGUCCUGAUGCUGUGUACGUGCUGUGCUACUCCCUCAUCCUUCUCUCCAUCGAUCUGACCAGCCCUCACGUAAAGAACAAGAUGUCCAAAAGGGAGUUUAUCCGAAACACACGGCGGGCUGCUCAGAACAUCAGCGAGGACUUUGUAGGCCACCUCUAUGACAACAUCUAUCUGAUCGGUCACGUGGCGGCCUAGGCACUACAGCGCUUGACACGUCAGAGAGAGCUGGCACGUAA
Molecule: messenger RNA, 1155 nt
Organism: Rhinichthys klamathensis goyatoka
Lineage: Eukaryota; Metazoa; Chordata; Actinopteri; Cypriniformes; Leuciscidae
Gene: fbxo8
Product: F-box protein 8
Exons: 6
Coding region: 143-1114 (323 amino acids)
Biological process (GO): regulation of ARF protein signal transduction
Molecular function (GO): guanyl-nucleotide exchange factor activity; protein binding
Source: RefSeq, a predicted model, not a curated record